Chionomys nivalis (European snow vole) is the source of this 1595-nucleotide messenger RNA. Its product is annotated as 3 beta-hydroxysteroid dehydrogenase/Delta 5-->4-isomerase type 1. The transcript has 4 exons. The record is from RefSeq and is a predicted model, not a curated record. Gene Ontology annotation, molecular function: 3-beta-hydroxy-Delta5-steroid dehydrogenase (NAD+) activity. Gene Ontology annotation, biological process: steroid biosynthetic process. Lineage: Eukaryota; Metazoa; Chordata; Mammalia; Rodentia; Cricetidae. The coding region runs from base 129 to 1250 and encodes 373 amino acids.
UUUCCGACUCACUUAUUAGCAGUUCAGAAGGUUGGGGCACCACAUUUACCGUAGUCCCUCAGUGCUGCCCUUUCUAGGGUCUCCUACAUCGCGCCUGCUCCCUCGGCUGUCUGCUUCCUGUGUUGACCAUGCCCGGGUGGAGCUGUCUGGUGACAGGAGCAGGAGGGUUUCUGGGCCAGAGGGUCAUCUGCAUGUUGAUUCAGGAGGAAGAACUGCAGGAGAUCAGAGCCCUGGACAAAGUCUUCAGACCAGAAACCAGGGAGGAAUUUGCUAAGCUGCAGACAAAAGCCAAGGUGACCGUGCUGGAGGGAGACAUUUUGGAUGCCCAGUGCCUGCGGAUUGCCUGCCAGGGCAUCUCCGUCAUCAUUCAUACCGCGGCCAUCAUUGACGUCUCGGGUGUCAUUCCCAGACAGACCAUCAUGGAUAUCAAUCUGAAAGGUACCCAGAAGCUGUUGGAGGCCUGUGUCCAGGCUAGUGUGCCAGCCUUCAUCUACACCAGCUCGGUUGAUGUUGCAGGGCCCAACUCCUACAAGGAGAUCGUCCUGAAUGGCCAUGAGCAAGAACAACGUGAAAAUAAAUGGUCUGAUCCAUACCCAUACAGCAAAAAGAUGGCUGAGAAGGCAGUGCUGGCAGCCAAUGGGCGCACACUGAAAGAUGGUGGCACUUUGCAUACUUGUUCCUUAAGGCCUAUGUACAUCUAUGGGGAGAAAAGUCCAUUUAUUUCUAUCACAAUGAUCAGGGCUCUCAAAAAUAAUGGUACUCUGGAUGUUUUGGGCAAAUUCUCCAUAGCCAACCCAGUAUACGUAGGCAAUGUGGCCUGGGCACACAUUCUGGCUGCCAGGGGCCUACGAGACCCCAAGAAGUCACCAAACAUCCGAGGACAAUUCUACUACAUCUCAGAUGACACUCCUCACCAAAGCUAUGAUGAUUUAUAUUACAAUCUGAGCAAGAAAUGGGGUUUCCACCAUGAUUCUAGCUGGAUCCCUCCCCUUUCCCUACUGUACUGGCUUAGCUUCCUGCUGGAAGCUGUGAGCUUCCUGCUGCGUCCAAUCUACAACUACCGGCCUCCCUUAAAUCGUCACAAGAUCACACUGUCAAAUAGCGUGUUCACCUUCUCCUACAAGAAAGCUCAGCGAGACCUGGGCUAUGAGCCGCCUGUCAGUUGGGAGGAAGCCAGGGAGAAAACUUCAGAGUGGAUUGGGUCACUAGUGGAGCAGCACAAGGGGACACUGAACACAAAAACUCAGUGAUGUGACAAUGGCAGGGACAUGGCCCUGGGUGCCAUCAGAAAAUAUUUGUCAGGUCCUACAGAAAGAACAAAGGCACAACACAGGUCCUAUUGCCUUCUUUGACAUAGAGACCAACAUAGUGUCUUUCUCAAGUCACCAGAAGCUCUGCUAAUCACUGGCCCAGCCACAGACUUUCUCCCUUUAGCACCUGCCCUGUGACGUGCAGCUGCUGUGCCUCAGCUGCUGUGACUAAAGGUUUUGACACUUGCAAUUUCCUGUCACCUGGAUCUCAGUAUUGGUUUCUUUCCAUUCUUAAGUCCUGUGUCACAUCCUGCCUUUGAGAAAACUCCUUGAAGCUCAACUGAA